Messenger RNA from Histoplasma mississippiense, 1320 nucleotides. RefSeq lists its product with no specific name. Bases 1 to 1320 code for a protein of 439 amino acids. Gene Ontology annotation, biological process: UMP biosynthetic process; pyrimidine nucleobase biosynthetic process. NCBI's taxonomy places the organism in Eukaryota, Fungi, Ascomycota, Eurotiomycetes, Onygenales, Ajellomycetaceae. The transcript has a single exon. Gene Ontology annotation, molecular function: orotate phosphoribosyltransferase activity. The record is from RefSeq and is a predicted model, not a curated record.
AUGGCCGCUCUUUUACGGCUGGCGCGGGCGGUGGGUCCAUAUAUCGCUGUGCUGCAGGUGCACGCUGAUAUCAUCGACGACUGGUCCCAGGACGCCGCCCGGAGGCUCUCAUGUGUGGCCAAGAAACAUGGAUUUUUAAUUUGGGAAGGCGGCCGCAUUUUGAAUGUUCAGAAGCGCUCGGGGAAACAUCAGGGUAUGUCCAGCGAGCAGAUCAAUCGGGACAUUGAUUUGGCGCGGAAGCGCUAUACGAAGGGUGUUGUCAGCGUCGCGGCGUGGGCGGGAAUGGUGAGCACUUGGGUGAUAGGACCAGCGGAGCAGGGGAAGGGCGUUGACCGUCUCGUUCCAACCCUUCGAAGGGCCGCGCGAGAAGUGGUUGCGGUUCUGAAAAAGUCUGUCCGUACGGAAAUCAGUGGUGGGAACGAGCAGCGAGACAUAUCUGACAGCAACGGUGAUGGCGAUGGCGACGAAGAGAUCAACACCAGUUCUGUUGAUGAUGAAGAUGACGAAUGUCUUCGCAAUGGCGAUAGGCUUGGAGAUAACCUCGACAGCAUAUUCCCUGCCCCGCGGAAAGGGUCAGUUAUCUCCCUCACUUGCACGAUCACCCAACACACAGAGCUUUCCACUGCUCUGCCAUCCGUUGGAGGGGGAGACCCCUGUUCUGACGACGACGAGCAUCCGAAUGACGGAAACCCUCCUGCUUCACUUCCGCCAUAUCCUCCUCCGCCACUCCAUGCGCGCGGCCUCGUACUUUGUCUUCCAGCGACAGACGAUCCUGCGUUUUGCCACGAGUAUAGACGAGCCAGUCUCGCAACCGCCGACGCCCACAGCGACUUCAUCGUGGGGUUCGUCAGCAACGAGCCCUGGAUCGAAGCGUCUCAGACCGGCACCAUCAUCGGCUCUCAAUCCAACUCCCAUGACGCAGAGAGUGAGGACGAGGACGACAAGAACGGAAAAGGCUCGGCACAACCGCCGUACGUACUUUUUGCACCCCUCGAAAGCGACCAUAUCUUAUUCCCCGGGUCGGAGAGCAUAACUCCCCCCGCAAUGGACGCGGUUACGGAAGCUCAUGUGGACAGUGUCCAGGUAUACCUGAACGUUGACGACGAGGCUGCAGGGGAGCCAUCGCCGCCAUCGUCUAACUUUCCUUCAUCUCUGCGCCAAGCAUCCACUUCUGAGACGCAACAUCGCCAAAUCAACACUCUGCACCAGCUUAUCGGCCGGGCCAUCUCUGUCAGGAACGCGAAGGCCAGCGUGCACCAGGAUUCUUGGGACCGUGAUUCCGAGCCUCUGUGUAUCCCGAUUAUCUCGAUGAACGCUUGA